Clupea harengus (Atlantic herring) is the source of this 3047-nucleotide messenger RNA. RefSeq names its product proline-rich protein 36-like. The transcript has 3 exons. The coding region runs from base 249 to 3047 and encodes 932 amino acids. The record is from RefSeq and is a predicted model, not a curated record. NCBI's taxonomy places the organism in Eukaryota, Metazoa, Chordata, Actinopteri, Clupeiformes, Clupeidae.
AGAAUAAGAAGGAGAAUAAGAGGAGGGAGAGAAAGAAGAAACAGGGGGAGGGCUGGGGGGUGGUGGGGCGGGUGUGAGGGUGCAAGAGGAACCCCAAACUGGGACUGUAGGAGGGAAAGUACCCACGGAGACCCUCAGGGAAUGGGAUGACCCCAAGUUUGACUUCAAACACACACACAGACACUUAACGAUCCAAUGAUGUAGCCUGACGUCAUCCUCAGCCUGGUAUCCAAGCUGAUUGGACAGACAUGGGAAGACGGGCUGCUGAUCCGACCACUCCUGUGCCAGUGCUGGGAGUUCCCGCCCUGGUCGGGGUACGAGGAUGGAGAACAGCUGGGGGUGAGAGGGCCGGGGCUGUGGCCCAACUGACAUGGAGCCAGUGCAGCAUAGGGGUGCAGACAUCCCCCGCCAUCCGUAUCCUCAAAUCGCAGCUGGAUCCGAAACACCCGGAUGCACUCACCAGCCAACCAAAAUGCAGGGCGUCCAAAUUGACCAAUGGGAGCAGCUUGCAAGUGGAAACGACAGACGAGGAGUACAAACAGGGUGUGCUGAAAACCAAUAAAUGGGCCUCACUAAAACACAGGGGAAACGACGGCAAGUCCAAAAAGGGGGUGACUUUUGAAGGGCUGAAUGACUCUGCUGAGGAUGGUAUGGAUAGAGUCUCCAAACGAGAGGUGCAGUACUAUGCAACGGCAAUCAAGACAAACCCAUACCUGCCUGGUGGGACUGUGAGUGGGCGGGCCCUUGGGAAACGGGAGCAGCGAUACACCAAUGGCAGCGUAGUCGACUCGGAGCUCAUAGGCGGCAUCUGCAGCGUCGGAGAUGGGGAGAGGGACUCUGCUCCUGAGCAGCAAGCGACCAGGAUAAGGGUACCUGCUGUGGUGCAUUCUGGGAAAAGGAGGACACCGCCUGGUCCACCGCCCAGCAGGGCACCGCCCCGGAUCUGUCAGCAGUGUGGAGGGAGACAGGCACCGUCUCCUCAGGUCGACCUCGACCCAGUUAAGGACCUGAUAUCCCCUACAUUACUGUCCCCGACUGAAAGAGAGAUUUGGAGCCCUCUCACCCCUUCCCCAGGCAUCAACUCAGCGCCACCAAGGCAAAUCACCAGGGAGCUCACUUUCCCACUCACACACAAGGAUCCCACACUUACUCCCUUCCCUCUCCACCCCAUCAUAAAAAUAAACAAAGACGGCAGGCCUGACACGCAGGUCACGCGGCCAUCCACACUGGAGCAGGAGACCAGAGUAACCAGGGUGUACCCCAUCUUUGCUCCUCAGAGGGACACCAUCAUCCCCCUGCCCGCGCACGCGCCUCCGGUCUGUCCUGUCCGCGCCACGUCUCCACCUUCCGUCUCUUCGCCUCCGCUGAAACCAAUGAUGACAGUCACCGUCACUCAGGAGACGAAGGCUAACUUCACCCCUCGUCACAGUCUGGCAAGACCCAACACUCUUGUGCUUCCGACUCCCCAAAACACACAUGCAUCCAUCUCUCGUAGCAGCAGCAGCACACACACCACCAGCAAACCUCAGCAGACAAUCGCUUUAACCGGCCCGCAGGCGAGCCAACACGUGAGCCCACCAAAGACGCCGAAGCCGUCUGCUAGCGCUGGCCUGAAAUGCAUGCCCAGUCAACAGACAGACACAGAGACGGUCACCAGCAAAAUGCCACCCGCGUACAGCAACACACACCCCAAGAUCAGCGCUAAGCCAAACACACGCAAUGACGCCCUUCCUGCCACAAUGCCGCUCACAUUCACAUCCAUGGCACAUCAAAACGCCUCGCGUCCCCCCUGCUUGCGAAAUGAGAAACGCCCGUGCACCCCGUACGUAAGAAAACGAAAACUCGGGUCCAUUUCCGACCACUCCACACACAGCCCGUCCACUGUCCCAGAAACCUGCCCCUCUCGAGAAAACACAGUGGCAAAUGUGAAGACACACAGUAGAAAUGAACAACCUUGUGCAGCUUCUAAAAUUGCUAGUAGACAAAGCCUCCCCGUAAAGGACCCUUUGAUCCCGAGAUCCGUCGACACAUCUCCAGCAAUUCCUCUGACGCACCCUGGCAUCCAUUCUGAGCCUGUCACAGUGAAUGGGACAAACACUGACUUCAAACACAGCACAAGCACUUGUAAGUACCUACACGCUCACUGCAAACCCUCGCCCCGGCCAGAAACAUGCCACAAACCCAUCCUCAAGAUUAAAGGGGGCAAAAGCAUUCUCUGCCCACCCACCACACCACCUCCACCACACCGGCCCGUGGCAGCCGUACCGCUAACACAUUGCAAUAACCUAUAUGCUCAGCUUGCACAAAAGCCCCAGCCUUGCACUACUACAAGCACAAAGCAGAGACUCACCGAACCUAACCCUGACUUUACACAGAAUGGACAGUUCACCGCAGAGGCAGCUGUGGAGCUGGAAUCAUCUUUGGUGGGCAAACAAACUGAACCCAGCAUGCUAGCUUCGUCUCCUAUAGAGCACUGUCACAUAGGUGAAAAUGCGUCCCAAACUGAACUGGGAUCAGAUUGUGCGUCUGGCACCCCACCGAUGCCGAAUGGCGUGUUGACAAACGGCCGCAGCGUGCCGACAAGCUCGCACUCUCACCCAGAGAAUGGUACCCUGCUCGUGCCAUCCUUCCCACGAUGCACUGGGGCGGAGGACCCUCAGCGGAGCCUGCUGAGUGUGGAGGCCAGUGUGCAGGCCAACCAGGAGCGGAUUACAAACCUGCUCAACAUCAUCCAGGACCUGGAGAUGAACCAGGCCCUCAGCAGAGGUGUGGAGUAUGACUUCAGGCACCAAGAGAAGCAUUUCAAAGACUUCCUCCAGCUCUCCGAUGACACCUACUACCCCUCUCCUCCCACGUUUUUGCCUCCCAUCCCAGACGAAAGUGACGAUGCUUCCCCGCCAACUUUUCUACUGCCCGUCACGAUCCCCACCUCCGUCCUCUCAUCCCCCGGUACUGAGGAGAGGGUUGCGCUGAAGCCCAGGGCCAAGACUAAAAAAUUCUGCAAGAAGCUUUUCUCAUGGCUGCCCAAGAAAAUUAAACAGAAGUAG